Molecule: messenger RNA, 825 nt
Organism: Cladophialophora carrionii CBS 160.54
Lineage: Eukaryota; Fungi; Ascomycota; Eurotiomycetes; Chaetothyriales; Herpotrichiellaceae
Exons: 1
Coding region: 1-825 (274 amino acids)
Source: RefSeq, a predicted model, not a curated record
AUGUCCAAAUCAGACCAUGGCCCCUCGGGCCCGGCCGACCGCAUCCCUACGUACGAAGAAGCGCUGGCUUCAUCCAGCAGUCAUCCCGUAAGCUGGCCGCGGAGGACAACGUCUAACGCGAUAAGUAUCCGUGACGAACGGACCCGGCGAGUCGUCGAGGUUGUUACCAAAACCAUCAUCCCCAGCUUUGCAAACCACGUCUCGAAUCUUUGCAACCACAUCACCAUUGUCCUCGUUCCUGCAGACAGCUUUCCAGCCUCCAAGACAGUGACGGAGCAGAAUGUCGUCUCCCCACCACUGCACAGCUUCAGGACAACGGGUAAUGUGGUGACCCUGUCCGGAACCGAGAAUCGUGCUUCAUUCUGGACGCAGCAGUCUGUGGUGCAGGAGCUCGAUCAAAUACUGAGGAGGGAACUCUCAGGCUCCUCGCCAGCUGCACCACCCAAGCUUGCGGAUGAAAAGACUCAAUCCGUACCAUUGCCGCCGCUCCAAGUCCAGCCAGCACCAGGAGCUCAGCUUCCCCCUCGACCAAGCAAGCAGUCAUGGCUCAAACGCACUUUCGCCUUACCCGGCGAGGACCACGACCCGACAGGCGAGACAGGCAAAUGGGAUCUCGGCUGGCGGAGUCCCGAACCUUGUGAGACGAAUACAGACCAAUUUAGCCGGACGUCGCAACGGAGAGAUGGAAUGAAGACACUACAAGCCGACGAGGUAUCAGUUCAGACCAAGCUUCAAGACGUUAGUUUCCGCACAGAGAAUGAGAUGGGGCUCCUUGAGACUACGACCGUCAAAUGCAUAUGGAUCGAAAUCGAGGUGGGCGUCUAG